Teleopsis dalmanni is the source of this 601-nucleotide messenger RNA. RefSeq names its product FAD-linked sulfhydryl oxidase ALR-like. Gene Ontology annotation, molecular function: flavin-dependent sulfhydryl oxidase activity; flavin adenine dinucleotide binding. Gene Ontology annotation, cellular component: mitochondrion. The record is from RefSeq and is a predicted model, not a curated record. The transcript has 2 exons. The coding region runs from base 128 to 601 and encodes 157 amino acids. Lineage: Eukaryota; Metazoa; Arthropoda; Insecta; Diptera; Diopsidae.
AUAAUGGAAUACUGAAAUUUUGCCUUUGAAAUAAUUCUGGAGAAGAGAACUAACCAACCUGUCGUAAAUUGAUAUUUAAUUAAAUUAAAUUUUUAUUUAACAUAAUUAAGCGCAAGUAAAAAUCACAAUGUUUAAGUUUGCAAAACUUUCCAACAAAAAUAUAUACAACGCAAUGUAUAACGCAAUGCGAACUUGUACUCAAGCUAUACCGGAUAAGGAUCCAAAGCAAGUUCAAGAAGCGCGUAACCUACGGGAGGAUUGUCCCAUGAACAAGGCGAAAAUGGGGUUAGCCGCAUGGAGUAUUAUGCACUCAUUCGCUGCGUAUUAUCCAGAACGACCUACUGUGUUUCAAAAGCGUAUGGCCAGGAAUUUUUACGAAGCUAUACCUCACAUGUAUCCGUGUGUAACAUGCUGUGCUGAUUACCUCAAAUACCUGGAAUCUAAUCCAGUCCAAGUGAGUUCAAGGCUUGAUUUGAACAUGUGGUUAUGCAUAUUUCAUAAUGCGGUGAAUAAAAAGUUGGGUAAACCAGAGUACGAUUGCAGUAAGGUCGCUGAGCGUUGGAAGGAUGGCUGGUUGGAUGGCAGUUGCGAUCAGGAGUAA